AUGACGGACGCCGAGGACACCGAAGAUAAGAGUUUACAGGUUAAACUAAAGCCUCGCAACUUGCUAACGACCGUGAUCACAUACUCCACUGCAGUGAAAGAAGACCAUAAUGUUCUUCAUGAACUUAGCUACCCAGCCAAGAGAGUUCAAUUUUACAAUCCUUUAUUUCGACACAGAAAGCUGAUCAGAGCGCUCGUCGGUCGCCAUCUCGGUCUGAAUUCUACGUACUCAUGUCACCUUGCGCAUACAAAUGAGCGGUUACAUGGAAGCUUUAACCUCUGCAUCCACGUGGAUGUACAUGGGAAAGACAAUGAGUUAAAGCAACAAGUGAUGAUUCGAUUCCCCUUACCAUAUCGGAUCGGGGAAGGCCCCUGUCCUGGAAAUUCGGAUGAAAAGAUUCGCUGUGAAGCUGGUACAUAUUGA
Penicillium angulare is the source of this 423-nucleotide messenger RNA. RefSeq lists its product as uncharacterized. Bases 1 to 423 code for a protein of 140 amino acids. The record is from RefSeq and is a predicted model, not a curated record. The transcript has a single exon. NCBI's taxonomy places the organism in Eukaryota, Fungi, Ascomycota, Eurotiomycetes, Eurotiales, Aspergillaceae.